UGGUCGGCGGGAGAUUAGAUCUCGCGAUGUGCGUGCGCGUGCGCGACCCUCGCGAGUUCGCGCACGCCACUCGCAGGACGGGGCUGUGGCUGCCUCUUCCUCUUGCGUCGGGGGCAGGACCCUGAGCGGUGGCCGCGGCCGGAGCUGGGCGCCAGCGUCCCCCUCGCCGCCGCCGCCGCCCUCGCUGCCUGCCCCUCUGUCGGGCUCGUCUCCGCUCAGUGAAGAGGCGGUGGGCUGGGAAGGGAGCGGCGCCAGCGUGAGAUUCCCAGCCGAUGGGCAGCCCCUGGGCGCGCUGAGGGGCCGGGCUACUAGCGGCUGAGCUUGCAGAACUCCCGAGUGCACGGACAGCCGGCCACGGAUUUGGAGGCUUGGAGGGUAUACGGCUCUUUCUCUCCAGUGUGGGCGUGUAUCGUCUGCAAAGUUGUUAUUGCUAAUACAUUAAUAAUCACUUUCGGGCACAACAGCUUUCCAACAUGGUGAUGUCUGAAUAAUAAAAUUGAAAAAGGAGUCACUUUUUCUCAUAAUCUUCUGCUCAAAAGUUUAUAACUUGAAGGGGAGAGGAAUGUGAUUGAUCCCUUCACAAAUCCCAACAUUGGCUUUUCUUCCAGUUGGAAAACAAAUCUAUUUGACUUUGUAGAUGUUGUCAACAGAAAGGUUUUGUGGAUGUUUGGAGAGAAAAUGAUGCAUCCCGUUGCUAGCAGUAAUCCUGCUUUCUGUGGGCCUGGCAAGCCUUCCUGCCUCAAUGAAGAUGCCAUGAGAGCUGCUGAUCACUUUGACAUAUAUUCCUCCCAGCAAAGCAAAUACAGCCACCCAGUCAGCCACAAACCAAUGGCUUGUCAGAGGCAAGACCCGUUAAAUGAAACGCACUUGCAGACUACAAGUGGUAGAAGCAUAGAGAUAAAAGAUGAACUAAAGAAAAAGAAAAAUCUCAAUCGAUCUGGUAAGCGUGGCCGGCCUUCGGGAACCACCAAAUCAGCAGGAUACCGGACCAGCACAGGCAGACCCCUGGGAACUACCAAAGCGGCUGGAUUUAAGACAAGUCCAGGCAGACCUUUGGGUACAACCAAAGCUGCGGGAUACAAAGUCAGCCCAGGGAGACCUCCAGGUAGCAUUAAAGCUCUAUCCCGUCUUGCCGAUCUUGGUUAUGGCUGUGGCACUGCUGCUUUUCCUUACCCUGUGAUGCAUGGCAGAGCAGUUCACGGGGUAGAGGACACCAGCAGUGAAGUCAAGCCACCCAAUGAGUGAGUGAGGCAGGAAAGGAGGGCCAGGUUAAGAAGGAAGGUUGUGAAUAAUCCCAAAGCUUCUUGGUUUUAUUUUGACAUAUUUUAUGGCCUGGGCUUUCCAAUUUUGUUUUCCUGUUUGUUUUUUUCCCUGCUUUUGCUCAGAAACCGCCAUAUGCUGACAGAUGCACUCAGGGCAUGAGCAGUGGCAUUGAAUUUGUACAUAGGUUCAAGUGUAACACCUAACUAAAUCAUUUUUGCUUUUUCUUUAGCGUUAUGGUUGUGUCUUAUAUUUCAUUACUACUUUUGGGCCAUUCUAAAUAGAUGGUUUAUGUGCUAAGCAACUGAAACCAUCAUAUCUGUUAGUUUGUGGAAUAAGCCUACAAUAUACUAAAGAUAAUAUCUAAGGUAUUUUUAACUGAUGGAACAAAGCAAACUAAUGAUUCAGGAUUAUUUGAGGUAUGGCUGUGAGUUUUUGUAACAUUUAUUUUCAGGAGACAGUACAUAGAUAUUUGUAUGCUUUGGUAUUUACAUAGACUUCAGAUGUUAAAAAUCUUAUUUUUAAUGUUCUAGGUUUGAGCAGCUUCUUAUUUAUUGAUCUAAAUGACAUUUAUUGAUUUAACCAUUGUUCCUAAAGGAAUUCUUUAGUGUUUGCCUUUCAGCAAUGAUAGGUUGCGUAUUUUUUAAUUGCCUGUAUACCAAGAGCAUAUAUACCAAACACUACAAACAAUUCAUAUUUACAAAAAAAUUAAACUUUUUUAUAAAAACUGCACAUUACAUUUUUGGUGACACAGUGCAUUCUGAGAAUAGCAUAUUUAAUAUAAUAGAAAAAGAAACAUUCUUAAGGUUUGCAUGUAGCUAUAGUCACUACAUUUUGCCUUUCAUAUACUUAGUUUUAAAGCAUUAUGGUUAAAACAUUUAUUACUAUUGUUCAUUUAUUCAGAAUGUUUUUUAGUUUUUUUCUGAGAAAUUGUCCCAUUGCAUUAGCACUUAACUGUGGUUUCAGGUUUAUAUCUACCAAAGGACACAAAUUGAAUGGUAGACUGUAGAACUGGUAUAAACAAAAUGCAGUUUUCUGACUGUCAGAACACAAGUAUUAAGAAAUAUAUAGGAUCCAUCUAUGCAUGAAACAUGUAAAAAAUAUUGCUGGUUAAUGUAAUUAAAAAUCUAAUUGUGGCUCUAGUGAGACCAUUUUAUCCAAAAGAAAAUUUUUUCCAACACUGCUUGCUUUAGAAGCAAGAUAGAUAGAAAAGAAAAAAAGUAUUGGGUACAUAUGUAUAGGAGGAACAGAGGGAAAUCUCUCUUCCCCCAUUUCUGAAAGUAAUAUUCUUUGUUAAUAUACAUUUUAUUUAUUCUGAGUUUGUUCUAAAUAAAAUAAACUAUUAUUAUCUUUGAAUUUGAAAAAAAUUCCACUGAACUUUAAAGUUACAAUGUAUGUGUUUGUGAUUUUAAAUGCCUUUGAGAUUAUAAUGUAGAUUCGCAGGACCCAAAAACUUUUAAAAUAAUUAAAAGUUUAAAAAGGCGCAUAUUGUGUUGUUUGGGCUUGCUCUCAGUUAAUGCAAACUCUGAUUGCAAAUGGAUGUCAUGUUUCGUACCUUUUUUAUCAGGAAAAAAGCAGCAAGCCUUCAGGUGUUCCAGUGAUGCCUGACACAUGAGCUGGAUUUAUGCUGCUCUUUACAGUAAGAGGUGUUGCAUUGUAUGUGGGAACUGUGUGCACUGGCAUCUAAGACAGUGACCUCAACAAUUUUAGCUUUGCACAAACCAUAGAGAACAAUGUUGGAAGACUACAUAAUCAGUUGUAACAUUCUGGCAGCUAAAUUGCUAUAAGAGUUUCUUCUUGCAGAAGCGUAAAAUAUAAAAUUUUAAUAAUUUACUCAGAACAGUAUAACUUCUGACACACACAAAACCUUACAUCUUUAUUUAUAUGUUUAUCCACUUUUAUUAUGUAUCUGUCAUUUAGCUGUUUCUCAAAAUGUUGUUCAGUAGUUGGCUGCUUAGAAAUCCUCUUUUGAGUUCCUGAAAUAGUUGUUGAAUGAAAUGUUCUACCGUAGAAUAAUAUAUACCACUGUCUAGCACUUGGUUGCAUGUUGUGUUUUUCAGUAUGUCCAUUUGACAUUGCCCAUUCAGUUUAUUUUGAUUCCUGAUUUUGUUAUACAUAACCUUCCCUGUCUCCCUGCCCUUGCCUACAUUUAUUCCCCUCUUCUUCUCCCCAUCCUCCAGCACAUCUACUUAGUGGUGCUGUGCUGUGUGUCAGAGAUAAAGCAGAUGUAUUAUUGUAUAAUGAAGUUUGUAUACAUGUUAAUGAAAUGGUGAAAUCAACUAAAGGAAGUAUGUUCAUAAUAGUGUUUAUUAAUAUCAGGAGCUAUGUCCCAGCGAUAAAAGCAGGCAGAGGGCUACAGUUGUGGCAGAUAACAUGGUUUAAAAAAACUGAAUUUUAUGUUCAUGUGAGCAGUUACCUGGAGUAUUAGAUUUGUAUGCUGGUGAGCAUCUCCUGAUUCCAGUUCCUUUUCUCCUCGUGAACAGUUUAUUGGUGCCAUGCUGAAGAAGAGAAAGACAUCUAAGUGAUAACAUGAAGUCUUAAAAUAUAAAAUAUUUUUACUUCUCUAUAAUCUAAAGACUACAUUGUGCAUCUUUUGUAACAUUGUCUCUUAUCAUGGUAAACACUGAAAUAGCAUGUUAAACAAAUGCCUAUACUUUAAUAUAAUAUAAUCAAUUGGGAAAAACUGGCCUUUUCUUCCCACUGUAUGAUCCUUUAAAGGUAAAUUGCUAAUUUUAUAUUGUGUAAUUCUCUUCAC
Rhinolophus ferrumequinum (greater horseshoe bat) is the source of this 4015-nucleotide messenger RNA. It is a transcript of the gene C24H5orf24, whose product is annotated as chromosome 24 C5orf24 homolog. Lineage: Eukaryota; Metazoa; Chordata; Mammalia; Chiroptera; Rhinolophidae. The record is from RefSeq and is a predicted model, not a curated record. Bases 664 to 1245 code for a protein of 193 amino acids. The transcript is spliced from 5 exons.